AUGGCGUCCAACAUCAAAGUGUUCAUCCGCGUGCGUCCUGGACGACCAGCUCCAGGCUUCAAGGUUGAUGAGGAGAGGAAGACUUUGGUGUUCGAGCAUGAGAAGACUUCGCCAGAUUAUGAUGUGAACAACCAAAAAGCAGCUCAUUCUUUCCAGUUCGACGGAGUUCUUGGUAUGCAGAUCAAGCAGCAGGACGUCUUGGAUGUCAUUGCCAAGCCGGUCAUAGAGGAUGUUCUUCAAGGCGUCAACGGAACCAUCUUCGCCUAUGGUCAAACAGGCAGUGGCAAGACCUUCACCAUCACGGGCGGUGCUUCGAACUACGAAGACCGUGGCCUGAUUCCUCGAACAAUCAGGCUCAUGUUCGAGGCAUUCCGCAAAGGGCCAGCCCAGUACCGCAUGUACAUAUCCUACCUGGAAAUCUACCAGGACAGCGGCUAUGACCUGCUGCGUGAUGACAGUGUCCGGCGUCUUGAAGAUUUGCCAAAGGUGGCGCUGCGCGAGGAUGAAGAUGGCAACAUGCACCUUCGCAACCUGUCGGUUAACCUUGCGGCAUCAGAGGAGGAUGCGUUGAAUCUGCUGUUCCUGGGCGACACAAACCGUGUUGUUGCUGAGACUCCAAUGAACGAUGCGAGUACGCGAUCGCACUGUUUGUUCAUUAUUUGGGUCGACUCCACACAAGCAGGAAGUGACGUGGUACGACGUUCCAAGCUGCACCUGGUCGACCUAGCAGGCAGCGAGCGGGUCUCGCAAACCGGAGUGGACGGGAAGCUUUUGCAAGAAGCGAAGGCCAUUAACCUAUCCCUGCACUACUUGGAGAGGGUCAUCGUGGCUUUGCAUUCUCGAUCGAAGGGCGUGCAGGCACAUGUACCAUACCGUGACUCCAUGAUGACCAGUGUUCUUCGCGACUCGCUGGGUGGCAAUUGUCGAACAACCAUGGUCGGCUGUAUUGCUGCAGAGGCAUCUAACAUCCCGGAGUCUAUCUCCACAUGCCGCUUUGCUCAACGAGUCGCUCAGAUCACCAACAAUGCCCGGGUAAACGAGGAACUCGACCCGAGCCUGCUCAUAUCCAGACUGAAAAAGGAGGUCGCAGAGCUCAAGGAAGAGGUGAAGGUUGCUCGUGCCAGCAAGGACGGCCAGGAAUCCGAGGCUUUGACCGCGGAUGCGCUUGACCAGUGCAGAGCUCUUGUUCAGCAGUACGUCUCUAAGGGUGUGAAGUCUGAGGAGCCGUUCAUGUGUGGCUCCGUUGAGAGGCUCCGCGCUUCGUUUCGCAUUCUGCGAGACAUGUGUCUGGAGGGGGAAGGCCAGCAAGGGUCCGACUCCGACACAGGACAUGUUGCUGCACUGGAGUCUGAAAUCAAGAAGCUGAAGUUAGAGGUUGCUCAGCGUGACCAGGAAAUCGCGGUGAUGGUGAAAAUGCUCACGAAGCAGCGCGGUGAGACCUCCCGGCCAUUCAUUGCAGCCUCACCACCUGGACCAACACCAGCAGCUGGAGCGCUUUCCCCGCAGAAGGAGUCUGCCAGCAGCCGGCCUGAGGUGGAAGGUGCGCAGCCUGCCUCUGGAAGUAGAAGCGCUCCUCCAGCCGUGGAGCCUGCAAAGCAAUCUCAACAGGACAGACCAGACAAGCGGAGACUUCCGCAAGCGACGGCGCCACCACCAAACGAAGCAGCUGAGCUUCUUCUAGACAAGCAGAAGGCAUUGGAGGUUUUCUGGCAAAAAGUGUACAGACCGCCAGAGGCAUUCCAAGAGAACAAGGCGCUGCUGAAAGCAAGGAUUGAGCAAGCACAAGCUUUGGGCAAGGAGGCAGUCCAGAUGAAGGCAGAAAUCGAUUCUGUCAAGACCAGGCUGUUGAGACUGCGGACAGAGCGGGCCAUGACAGCUGCUGGCUACGACGAUUCAGCGCCUGUGGAAGACGGUCCAGAAGAACUGGCAGAGGUGGCAGAGAUUGAGCGCCUGAUGUGCCAGUAUGGCGAGAAGAAGGGCGAGCUGCGUCGCGUAAAAAGCGACGUGGAAGGCAUCCAGCGGCUUCUUGAGCAGAAUCAGGUCAAAGUUCGACGCGAGUUCGAAACUUGGUUCGCAGGGCUCAGGAGUCGAGCGAACCUCUCCAAAAUGGACGAGGACGCCAAAAAAGAGCUCUUUGAUAAGGUGUCUGGCAACAGUGGUGCUACGACGCCCGUGUCGAAGGAAGCUACAGGAAAGGUUUCACCGGCUUCAGCCACGUCGGCAUCAAAGGUUAUGCUGACCAUGGCGCCUUCAGGGAUGCCUUCCAGCGCACCUCGCACGGAAGAGGAGCUUGCGGCCCUCUAUCGGGCGGUUGGAGAGCUUUCCCGAAGAUGA
This is a messenger RNA of Symbiodinium sp. CCMP2592, 2334 nucleotides long. The record is from the annotation of a GenBank genome assembly. NCBI's taxonomy places the organism in Eukaryota, Dinophyceae, Suessiales, Symbiodiniaceae.